GUAUUUUAAGAAAUCAUGGCACACAGUGUGGUUUCUGUACACCGGGCGUAGUGAUGACCAUGUAUACGCUAUUGCGCAACAAGCCGAACCCAACGAAAGAAGAAAUCAACUCAGCUUUAGAGGGAAUAAUCUGUCGGUGUACGGGAUACAGAUCUGUCUUGGAAGGAUGCUACGAGUUCAGCAAGGAGAACGGUUGUUGUGGAGGUGCCAAAACAAACGGUUGUUGCCGUGGCAUACCUUCGGAAAAUUGUGUAACAGAAAACGUAGUUCCAAACGGCAAAUCGGCUGGGGACAAUUACGAGUCAAGAACAUCGAUGGUGGAAACUCAAGAACCUAUUUUUCCACCCGCAUUACUGACGAACAAAGAGUUUCACUCGAAAACUGUGGUCUUCAGGGGAGAUAACCACACAUGGAUACGACCAACGACAAUGAAACAAAUGUUGGCAUCGAUGGCCCAAUUUCCCACGGCGACAAUAGUGGGCGGCAACACAAAUAUAG
Messenger RNA from Saccoglossus kowalevskii, 498 nucleotides. Its product is annotated as xanthine dehydrogenase/oxidase-like. Lineage: Eukaryota; Metazoa; Hemichordata; Enteropneusta; Harrimaniidae. The record is from RefSeq and is a predicted model, not a curated record. Gene Ontology annotation, molecular function: oxidoreductase activity; 2 iron, 2 sulfur cluster binding; iron ion binding.